Pleuronectes platessa (European plaice) is the source of this 2600-nucleotide messenger RNA. It is a transcript of the gene mreg, whose product is annotated as melanoregulin. NCBI's taxonomy places the organism in Eukaryota, Metazoa, Chordata, Actinopteri, Pleuronectiformes, Pleuronectidae. Bases 1192 to 1899 code for a protein of 235 amino acids. The record is from RefSeq and is a predicted model, not a curated record. Gene Ontology annotation, biological process: melanosome transport. The transcript is spliced from 6 exons. Gene Ontology annotation, cellular component: melanosome.
CUGGCGAGGGGCGUGGAUGUAGUAAUUAUUAGACAUAAAACAUUUUUAAGGUGAUUCCUAAGAUGUCCUCAUCAAACCCUUGUCCACACAAGUGUAAUUGAAGCUUGAUCUUUUACAAUUCAACAAUAAACUGGUGAAGCUAUAAUUUUAAUGAAAACAAGUAGGACCAAAUCAAUUUCCAUUAGAUUUGUCAAGAGGAGGUGGGGAAGGGCUUUCCUGGCCAUUGUUCAAGACUGACUCAAAAACAGAAGCAUAGAUCAACCCUAUUUCCUGCAGCUUGACUAGUUGGCGGCAGCCCACAACCACAAAGCCCCAAUUCUAGUUUCACCCCCCGCCCAACACACACACACACAUUGUUUGUGUCAUAAAACAGUUGGACCCCGUGACUUGAGCCUAUGUCAUCUGCAUGACUUACCUUUUGCGAAAUGGCCACAACAACCCUUCACGCCUGGUCCACAUGUUCGCUCAGGUUCCUUCACCAGAAACCAGCGUUUUUCUCUCUGACAUUUUAAAAUGAAGUUAACCACAGAGGGCAAGCGUCUUUAACGUUCAGACUCGCCAAGAGCUCCAUAAAAAGAUAAUUUUUCAACCACUUGUAAAUGGAUUCACGGUUUAUCUCGGUUACCACAUACAAUGGAAUUAAAUAAUCCUUGAAUCAAUACAGCCAUGGUAGAUUAAAUACAGAGGAUGUCACUGGGCCUAUUGAAGAGGAGAUGUGUUGCCCUCAGGGCAAAACACAAUGCUAAGUAGAAGGGAUGCAGCCGCUCACAUGAUUGUGCUGUGACUGUCUUCUGAGGCUGUUGGUGUGUGAAUAUGUUUUUGAAUCGAUGAGAGAGUGAGCGCCUCACUGCUCUCAUUGUCCUCCAUGUAAGGCUGAUGAGAAGCACCAGUCCGUGGGCUGCCAUCUGCCUGAGCGUCACCACCCGGACAGGCUCUGACCGAUGAUCUGGAGGACCAACGCGGGCGGGAUCCCUUAAAAUGGGAAACUGAAAAUUAGGCUGUGAAUACGCUCCCUUUUUUACGGAAUCGCUUCAGAGCAGCCUUUCUUCAGAUCGUCUUCGAGACGGCAGCGUUGUGGAGCUACGCUCAGACACAUCAGACCAGACUCCUCACGGGAAACUCCCUUGUGAAACAACUUCCCUCUGGAUUAUCUGACACUGUGAACACCUGCUGCUCACUUACUCUGCUCAGAUGGGAGCUGCAUUUAAGAAGUUCUGCAUACAGUUCUGCUGCUGCUGUUGUGCCGCCGAUGAAGAUGAUGAGGAUGAGAAGCAGCCAUUACUACCUCCGGACCCACUGGAGUAUUUUAACCGUGAGGUCCAGAAGCGUCGUGAUGAGGAGACCAACCUGUGGAGUGAGCCAGGAGACCCCAGCCACUCAGAGAGGGAUGACGACCGGGUCCUUUACGGCCUGCUGCAGGCCAGGACCAAGACCCGCAUGGGAUCCACGGGCUAUCGUCGUCUGAGCUGCGACAUCGAGGCCAUGAGAGACACCCGGCGAGAGGUCAGAGACAAGUGGAGGACAAUUCUGGAGCAUCUAGGUUUCAUGGCGGAGGCAGACUCGCUGCUGACGGUGUCCGCCGGCACGUCUAGUGACCGCAUGCGCAAUGCUGCGGCAGCACGUGCCCUCCUCCACUCGCUCCACACCGAGACGGCCCUCUUCGACACCAAAGGCCCGCCCCCUGAGAGAUAUCUCUUCAUCCUGGAUCGUCUCCUGUAUCUAGAUAUAGGCGAAGAUUUCCUGUCAGUGGCAAAGCGCUUCUAUCCGCCCAGGGAUAGCUCCGAUGAGGACGUGAACGGCCUUGGCAUAAACCUGCCGCUGCUGCUGGCCAGGGUGGAGGCCAUGAACGGGGCAGCCGGCGACGAUAGCGAUAGAGAUGAUAGAAGUGACAGAUCCUAAGAUCUACUGGCUGCAAUAAUAACAGACACAAGGCAGGGGGCAGUAGUCAUCAACCCUUGAGACCCUGGAUGAAUUGUAUAGCUCCUUUCUUCAAGUGCCUCAUACAGUGUUGCUGCUGCUCUUUGGAAGUUUUAGGCUGAAGAUUUUUCUUGUUUCUCCCCCAACUGCAUAGCUUGAGUGUUAUUAUGUGUUCUCUGGUCAAAAUCUAAAAGGGUUUCAGCAGAUUUCCAGGUGAAUGUUACAGACAUGUUUAUUGUGAGUGUGUGUUCUUUUUUCCUCUGUCUACCAAAAAGUUCCCAGCCUGUUUAUUGUUCAGCUGUUGUGAACCUUCAGGGUAGCGAUGUUCCUUUUAGCAGAACCUCUUUAUAUUUUGUCCUAUGAUUAUCAGCACUCAUUUCAUUCAAUCACAUGAUUGGUAGCAACACAGAAAAAAAAAAAAUUGCUCGGUAUAAUUAACACUUUUAACUAAUUAAAGUCUGCAGAGUUGACUUUAGAGAAAGAGCAGAGGGAAGUACAAUGAAGUUAGUACUGUAAGUUGAACUUUUAAAAUGUGUGUGUGUGACGUUCAGGUGAGGUGAGGGAGUUUUUGUUUCCCUCCAGCAAGUUGCUGAAAAUGUGAAACAUUUCUAAACUGGUGGCACUUUGCGUGUGUGUUGUGGUGUCCAGUUCAUGAUGAAAUAAAGUUGCAGUCUAAAGCCUGA